AAAAAAAACAAAAAAAAGAAAAAUAAAAAAGAAAAAGAAAAAGAAUUAAACCGAUCGUUUUUACACCCUUAGAGGUCAACCAAAAGGGGACACCCCCUUUCCCGUUGGUCAGUGCCAUUUUCAAGGACAGGAACAGAGGGAGAGGGAGAGAGAGAAACGAAGUAUUGGGAAGGAAAGACAGAGAGAGAAACAGAGAGAAAGCAAAGCAUGUAUGUCUGGGUAGUGUAGGGGAGGAUAGGGGGCAAAGCUUCAGCAUUUGGUCUCUCUAUCUCUCAGCAAACCUCCCUUUUUUGUGACCCUUUGCUCCUUUCCUUGUCGCCCUUCUUCCCGGCAACAUUUCCCGGCCAUCCCUCGCCGGAAUUUCCCUGCCGGAAGCUCACACUGCUCCUUUCUUUACCUCUCUGUCUCAAAGCUUGUUCCUUUUCCUUCUUCUUUCUUUCAGUCCUUUUUGUUUGAAGGAAAAUAUUUCAGCAAGUUUCCAUUCUUAUCCCCUCUUUGUUGUUGUUUGCUAAGCUGAUCUGAGCUCAGCUUACAGACUCCAAAAAAAAAAAAAGAAAAAGAAAAAAAAAACUGAUUUUGGGUUUUUUAGUUUUCUUUUUUCGAUCUGAGUGGGUGUUCAAACAGUUGAAUAGAGUCAGUAAAGACAAUUUUUUUUUUGGCUGCCGGCGAGAUGAACCAGUGAGUGUUAGGUUUACUGAUUGGGUCUAAGUCACCGGGACGAGCAAUGAAGACGCCGGCGAAUGGUGCCGGAGCUGGCUCUGCUGCAGCUGCGCCCAAUACUUGUGAAGGGGCAGAGAAGAAGAGCAUAAAUCCGGAGUUAUGGCAAGCGUGCGCCGGGCCACUGGUGAACUUGCCGCCGGCUGGGACCCACGUUGUCUACUUCCCUCAAGGCCACAGCGAACAGGUUGCGGCAUCUAUGAAGAAAGAUGUAGAUGCUCAAAUCCCGAACUAUCCAAAUCUGCCCGCUAAGCUUCUAUGUCUCCUCCACAAUGUCACCUUGCAUGCCGAUCCAGAAACAGAUGAAGUAUAUGCUCAGAUGACAUUACAGCCAGUUCCUUCUUUUGACAAGGAAGCAUUAUUGAGAUCAGAUCUUGCACUCAAGUCGAAUAAGCCCCAACCAGAUUUUUUCUGUAAAACGUUGACAGCAAGUGAUACAAGCACUCAUGGAGGAUUCUCAGUGCCCCGCCGUGCAGCUGAGAAGAUUUUCCCUUCUCUUGAUUUUUCCAUGCAACCACCUGCUCAAGAAAUUGUGGCCAGGGAUUUGCAUGAAAAUGUUUGGACCUUCCGUCAUAUCUAUCGCGGACAACCAAAACGCCACUUGCUAACUACUGGAUGGAGCCUCUUUGUUAGUGGAAAGAGGCUUUGUGCUGGUGAUUCUGUCUUAUUUAUCAGGGAUGAGAAGCAGCAGCUUCUUUUAGGCAUUAGACGUGCUAACAGGCAACCCCCCAACUUAUCAUCAUCAGUAUUGUCAAGUGAUAGUAUGCAUAUUGGAAUUCUAGCAGCUGCAGCUCAUGCUGCUGCCAACAACAGUCCGUUCACAGUAUUCUACAAUCCUAGGGCUAGUCCAUCGGAAUUUGUUAUCCCUUUGGCCAAGUACUACAAGGCAGUGUAUAGCAACCAAAUAACACUUGGCAUGCGGUUUCGCAUGAUGUUUGAAACUGAAGAAUCAGGAACUAGAAGGUACAUGGGUACAAUUACAGGCAUUAGUGAUCUUGACCCUGUUAGAUGGAAGAAUUCACAAUGGCGAAAUUUGCAGGUUGGUUGGGAUGAGUCAACUGCGGGGGAAAGGCGUAAUCGGGUCUCAAUAUGGGAAAUUGAACCUGUUACUGCUCCAUUUUUUAUCUGCCCCCCACCAUUUUUCAGAUCAAAGCGUCCAAGGCAACCAGGAAUGCCAGAUGAUGAGUCUGACUUGGAUAACCUAUUCAAGAGAACAAUGCCUUGGCUUGGUGAUGAUAUUUGCAUGAAGGAUCCCCAGCCUCUCUCUGGCCUAAGCUUAGUCCAGUGGAUGAACAUGCAAAACCCUUCCAUGGCCAACUCCAUACAGGCUAAUUACAUGCAUAACUUUUCUGGAUCUGUUCUUUCAAAUCUUGCUGGAGCAGAUCUUUCUCGGCAGUUAGGCUUGUCAGUGCCUCAAAUACCUCAGGCAAACAACUUACAAUUCAAUGCCCAAAGACUACCACAGCAAGCACAACAGCUUGAUCAACUGCCAAAGUUACCAUCUCCAUUGAACCAUCUAGGAUCCAUUAUGCAGCCUCAACAACAAUUGAGUGAUGUUUCUCAGCAGCCAAGACAAAAUAUGGUUAAUCAAACUCUACCUUCGAGUCAAGUUCAGGCCCAGGUUCUGCAACCUCAGACUCUUGUCCAGACAAAUAAUAUCCUUCAGCAGCAACCAUCUGUUCAAAGCCAUCAGCUUCAAAGAAACCUCUCCCAAAACCUGCAGCAGCAGCAGCAGCCACCAAUGAUGAGUCAAAACCAACAGCAAAAUGUAAUUCAACCUCAACUGCCUGAUCAGAUAAAUCAACAGUUGCAACAUUUACCUGAUAAUCAGCUCCAGCUGCAACUUUUACAGAAGCUUCAACAGCAACAGCAGUCACUUCUAGCCCAACAGUCUUCGAUGCAGCAGCCUGCUCAACAUACUCAAGUCCAAGAGCAGCAGAGGCCACUGUUAGAUGUGUCUCAGAGCUUGUCAAGGCCUGUGACUUCCAGCCAAAUGCUCGAGCUGCCUCAAACAACCCCAGCUUCACUUCCACAGUCAAAUACUAUCACACAGCAGAUGAUCAAGAACAAUAAUAGCCAAACCAAUGCUCGUUUCUCUCAAACUCCUCAUCAGCAAAAGCUUCAUCAACAGCAAACUGGUGUGAUACCUGAAACGAUGGGGAACAUGGGACUUACCCCUAACCCAACAACAAAUCAUCUUACAACAGCUGGUAGCAGUGUCAUGACAGGAGCUGCGGGAGCAGGGCAGUCUGGAAUUACUGAUGAUGUUCCAUCUUGUUCAACAUCACCAUCUACCAACAACUGUCCAAAUGUAGUUCAACCAGUGAUAAACAACAGGACUCAUCAAAGUACACUGACAGCAGAAGACAUGGCUCAGUCUGCCGCCACUAUCUUAAGUCCCACUGCCUUGGAAACAAUGCCAUCUAGUGCUAACUUGGUUAAAGAUUUCCACCAGAAGUCUGAAGUUAAGCCUUCAUUGAACAUUCCAAGGAAUCAAUGUCAAGGAAUUUUUACCCCACAGACGUACCUUAAUGGUACAGCUGCCCAGACAGAUUACUUGGACACAUCAUCUUCGACUUCUGUUUGCCUUUCUCAGAAUGAUGUAAAUUUACAGCAGAAUCCCAACCCUUUGUCUUUCAAUCCACAAUCAAUGUUAUUCAGAGAAUCCAGUCAAGAUGGGGAAGUUCAGGCAGAUCAUAGAAACAAUGUUUCAUAUGGGAAUACCAUUGAUGGCCAAUUAGGGAUACCUUUGAAUCCUGAUCCUUUGUUGGCUAAGGGCUUCGUGGGAUUAGGAAAAGAUUUUCCAAAUAACCUCUCUUCAGGAGGCGUGCUUGGCAACUACGAGAGUUCCAAAGACGCUCAACAGGAACUUUCAUCUUCAAUGGUUUCCCAAUCCUUUGGAGUUCCAGAUAUGACAUUCAAUUCGAUUGACUCUACAAUAAAUGAUAGCAGCUUCUUGAAUAGAGGCCCGUGGCCCCAGCCACAACAAUUUCAGCGGAUGCGGACUUAUACAAAGGUGUACAAACGUGGAGCUGUUGGGAGAUCCAUAGAUAUCACACGGUAUACAGGUUAUGACGAGCUGAAACAAGAUUUGGCUCGGAGAUUUGGGAUAGAGGGACAGUUGGAGGACCGGCAAAGGAUAGGCUGGAAACUUGUGUUUGUGGAUCAUGAAAAUGAUGUCUUGCUGGUUGGAGAUGACCCAUGGGAGGAGUUUGUGAACUGUGUCCGCAGUAUCAGGAUCCUGUCCCCUCAAGAAGUCCAGCAGAUGAGUUUGGAUGGGGAUUUUGGUGGUAAUAUUGUACUUCCAAAUCAAGCCUGCAGCAGUUCUGAUGGUGGGAAUGCUUAGUUUAGUUCACCAAGAAGGCUGACUUAAUCUUGUUUGGAUGUAAAAAUUAAUUCUUGGAAUCUGUUCAUAGUUUUGAUGGCAUAAUGCCACAUUUCGGUCACAUCCAGUUGCUUCCUUUUGGGGGUUUAGAUAUGUAUGGUCCAGCUCAGAAAACUUAAGCACAAGUUCUUCUUCCUGAUGCUCCAGAACAGAGAAAGCAUUCUUCCUGAUUGAUUUUUGUGGCUUUAUCUCGUCCAAGUUCUAUUCAAGGAAGGGCAAGAACUCGUCGAUGUGAUUAUGAUUUUGGGAAAUGAAUACUAAUUCUAGUUGCAAUUUAUAUUUUUUUUUCACCUUUGGAAAUUCACACUCGAAAAGUAUAAUGUAUAAAGUAGAAGGAACAAGCUUUUAUGGCUUAGUCGUGAGUGUGUAAAUGUGUAGAUUUCUGCUUUAAAUACUAUUAUAACUGCCAACUAGAAAUUUAAAAUACAAAUUUAUAUGAACUAGAUAACACAAUUAGGAAA
Messenger RNA from Ziziphus jujuba (common jujube), 4563 nucleotides. Its product is annotated as auxin response factor 19. The transcript is spliced from 14 exons. Gene Ontology annotation, biological process: response to hormone; regulation of DNA-templated transcription. Gene Ontology annotation, molecular function: DNA binding; protein binding. Gene Ontology annotation, cellular component: nucleus. The record is from RefSeq and is a predicted model, not a curated record. Lineage: Eukaryota; Viridiplantae; Streptophyta; Magnoliopsida; Rosales; Rhamnaceae. Bases 725 to 4063 code for a protein of 1112 amino acids.